Messenger RNA from Chlamydomonas reinhardtii, 9097 nucleotides. RefSeq lists its product as uncharacterized. Gene Ontology annotation, biological process: regulation of DNA-templated transcription. The transcript is spliced from 8 exons. Gene Ontology annotation, molecular function: sequence-specific DNA binding; protein binding. The record is from RefSeq and is a predicted model, not a curated record. Bases 147 to 7907 code for a protein of 2586 amino acids. NCBI's taxonomy places the organism in Eukaryota, Viridiplantae, Chlorophyta, Chlorophyceae, Chlamydomonadales, Chlamydomonadaceae.
GGCAUUGACGCGGUCAAGCCUAAUGCAUAUCCCCACCGCACCCACAAUAUACCUCCUCACUUUGACCGGAUGGCCCAAUUACCCUAUUCCGCACCAUGAAUCCAGACGACAGCGAGCCCGCGGAAACCGUUACCAUCGAUGUCGACAUGGCGCCGAGCUACGCCUCACCGGCGCUAGGCUGGGCCUGGGCGCAGCCGCUGGUGCUGCUGGGGUCGGAGGGAGCCGCCCUCUCCAGCGCCACGCACCUCCAAGCCGUCGUCGCUCCGCCCGAGUCCGCCGCCGCUGCAGACGACAAUGACGACGACGACCCACAGCGGCACCAAGCCAACGGCGCGGGCGGAGCUACAGCCGCCGCCCCCGGUGCUGCUACAGCCCACGGCAGUGCUGCUACAGCCUCCGGCAGUGCUGCUACAGCCCCCCGAUCGCGGGUGCUGUGCGUGGGCUGCGAGGGUGGCAGCCUGGGGGUGUGGCGGCUGCGGGGCGCGGGGCACAGCGUGGCGUGGGCGUGCGGGCGUGUGGCGCUGGCGGGGGAGGGCGUGCCGCCGCCCGCCCGCAGCGGCUUCGGCACGGCGCUGACAGGUGACCGGCUGUUCGUGGUGGGAGGGCGCGACGAGGCCGGAGUGCGCAACGACAUCUACGUCUACUCGCUGUCAGGCCGAUCCUGGUCCAUGGUCACCGCCGCCAGCAACCCCGUGCCGCCCCGCGCCGCACACGCCCUGUGCGCGCUGGGCAGCCGCAUCUACAUACUGGGAGGCGAGGCGGACCCGCUACCCGCGCCGCCGGCAGCAGGGCCGCCGGCAGCAGGGCCGCCGGCAGCAGGGCCGCCGGCAGCAGGGCCGGCUGGCGCCGGCGGAGCAGCGGGAGGAGAGGACGGGGUAAGUCGCGGGACGGAGGUUGGGGCGGCGGCGGCGGCGGCUGCGCCGCCGCCGCUGCUCGCGGGCCCGCCGCAAGCUGCAUUCUUUGAGGGUGGCGCUCUGGCGGCGGCGGCGGCGGCUGAUGCUGCCUCUAUGGCUGCAUCCGGUGUUGAGCCUCAGCACCAGCACCAGCACCAGCCGCUGCAGUUGCCGCCGUUUACACCGCCGCCGCCGCCGCCGCGGGUGCGCGUCAAAGAGGAGGUGGCGGCUGCGGCGGCGGCGGCAUGUGAGGCCUCAGUUGGCUCCAGUGCCACCACCCGGCCCAGCAGCGGCGGCGGCAGCAUCGGCGCCGUGCAUACCGCCAGCGCCGCCACGGCGGCGGCGGCAUCGGCGGCGGCGCAAAUGCAUCCGCCACAACAGCCGCCGCCGCCACGGCGCCUGUCCACUGGCGGCGCCGGCUCUGUGUCUGCGAGUGGUGGACCGCUGCGGUCCUCGAUGCAAACAGCAGGGCAGCAGGCGCAGCCGCAGCCGCUUCCACUGCAUCAGCACAAGCAACAGCCGCAUCUGCCUGCGGCGCCUGCGCCGCAGCCCGCCACCGUCAGCAGCGGCGGCCAGCCCGCAGCCGACGACCCCGCACCGCCGCACGCGCCCGCCGCCGCCGCGGCCGCUACAGACUCGGCUACAGCCGCGGCCGCCAGCAGCUCUGGGGGUCCCCCGGCUCCUGCUGGUGCUACAGCCGGCGGCGGCGCCGCCGCCGCAGGCGGCCUGCAGCCGCCUGCUACAGCCGCCUCCACAGGCCCGGUACUGCUUGGGGACGUGUGGUGCCUGGACCUCGUGGCGGCGCGGCUGGACCAGCUGUACUCGGACGAGGCGGCUGUAGCAGCUGCAGCUGCAGCUACGGCUGCAGCUGCUGCAGCUGGCGGCGUGGCGGCUGGUGGCGUGGCGGCUGGCGGCGUGGCGGCUGGUGGCGGCGUGGCGGCGGCCUCGGCGGCGGCUCCGCCGCGGCGGCGCGGCCACACGGCCACAGCGCUGGGUGGCUGUAUCCUGGUGUUUGGCGGCGAGGGGGCGGACGGCAGCCUGCUCGGCGACCUGUGGCGUUUCGACCCGCGUGACUGCACAUGGACACGGCUGCAGCCCACAGCCUUCGGUCCGCCGCCGCCGCCGCCGCCACCACCUCCUCCCGCAGCAGCAGCAGCCGGGCCGCCCACCGUCACCACCGGCUUCCCCGGCACCGCGCCACACCCGGCAGUAGCAGCAGCCGCACCGGCAGUAGCACCCGCACCAGCAGCACCAGCAGUGGCUGUAGCACCCGCGCCCGCGCCCGCUGUGCCCUGCCCCCGCACCCUGCACUCGGCUGUAGCUCUGUCGGGCUCACAGCUGUUGCUGUGCGGCGGGCGGGACGGGCGGGGCACGGCGCUGGGUGACGUGUGGGUGUGCGGCGUGGGGCCUGACGAGGCGCUGGGGCUGGGGCCGGACCAGGUGCUGUGGCUGCGGCUGCAGGCGCCGCCGGGGCAGCGGGUGGCAGGCCGCUACGGCCACAGCCUGGUGGGAGUGCCCUGCGGCGGCGGCGGCGGCGGUGGCGGCGGCGGCGGCGGUGGCGGCUGUGCGGGUGGCGGUGGCAGUGGCUCCGGGGAUGAGGCUCUGUUAAUCUACAGCUUUGGCGGCCUUGGCGACCGGCGGCAGCCGCUGCCGCCCGAGAUCAUUCUGGUGUCCAAGCACCCGCUGCCAGCCGCCGCAGCGGCGGCCGAGGCCCAGCGCCUCGCCGCCGCCACCCGCCUGGCCCUUGCCGGGGGUGUCGUACACGCUGACCCGGCGGCGGCGGCGGCAUACCUGCUGCAGCCGCCACAGCCGCCACAGCCGCUACAGCCGCUACAGCCGCUACAGCCGCUACAGCCGCUACAGCCGGUAGCGGGGGCACGCAGCCGUGGCGGCGUGCUGGGCGGCGGCAUACGGGCGGCGGCGGAGUGGCACGAGCAUGGGGAGGGGCACGGGCAAGAGGGGCAUGGGCAGUACCCGGCGCAGCAGCCGCCACACGCCGCCGCCGUCGGUGGCAGCAGUGACGCCGCUGCUGCAGAGGUGCUGGAACAGCGAUAUCAUCAACAGCAGCAGCAGUGGCACGAUGGACAGCAGGAGGGGCGGCAGCCGCCGGACCGGAUGGAUGGCAUAGAAGGCGACGAUGACGGCGGCUGCGGUAGUAGUGGCGGCGGCGGCGACAUUCUGCCCCUGCGGCGGCUGCAGGCGUUGGCGGCGGCGGCCGCCUCACGCGACGCGAGCGCCGGUGCCAGUAGCGGCGCCGGGUGCAGCGGUGACGGCGACGGCAGCGCGGCGGCGGAGGCGUUGAUGGAACUGGCCGCUGCCGCCGCGGCGGCGGCGGCCGAUGGCAGUGCCGACGGCGCCGCCGCCGUCACUCUCAUGGAUUCUGAUGAGGCACAUCCUGCCUUGUCGCCACACCUGACGCUGAGUCAGCGCCGCGGCAGAGAUCCAGGCAUCGACGAUGAUGGUGAUGAAACCGGUGACUGCGGCGGCUUUGGUGGCCACGGCGACGGCGUGCACGGCCCCCGGUCGCCCGCCGCCAAGCCGCCGCCACGCCGCCGCCGCCGCCUGUCCGAUGACGCCGACAUUGACGCCGAUGACACCGACGCCAACAAAGCGGCUGUUGCCGCCGCCGGCGCCGCCGCCGCUGUGGCGGCGAGGGCCGGCGAGCCGCUGGCGGCGGCGGCGGCGGCUGAGCGAGCGGAGGGUGUCCAAUCAGCAGUUGUGGGGCAAGUCAAGGCAGCAGCAGCAGCCGAAGCCGCGAUGGUGGCAUCGCAGGCCGGGGUGCGGCAGCAGCGCAGCGGCACGCCGGCGGCGACGGCGGCGGCGGCCGAGGCGGCAGACGCUGACAUUGUGCGGGAGGCUUCAGAGCGGUGGGCGGAGCGGCAGCGGCGGCAGCAGGCACACAACCAGCAGCGGCGGCUACUCCGUGGCGGCGGCAGUGGCGGCGGCAGUGGUGGCGGACUGGCGGGGGUAGCGGCCGCCGGCCGCACGCCGCGCCGCCUGGUGUCGCCGUUGUCGGGCCCGCAACAACCGCCGCCGACAUCACCAGGCCAACCGCAGCUGACGCAGCCGUCGCUGACUCAGCACACGGCGCCGGCUCGGCGGGCGACGUGGUCGGGCGCUGGGGGUGGUGGUGGGGGUGGUGCUGGCGGCGGCGGCGCCGCCGCCGGGCUGCAGCCACCCCUGCGACAGCACUCGCCGUUCGCGACUGCGGCAGCAGACGUGGCGCUUGCUGCCGAGGAGAUCCCAAGCCAUGGCGGCGCCGGUGGCGGCGCUGCCGGCGGCGGCGUCACCAUGCUGACGCCGUUCGACCCGCCGACCCACCCCGCGCUCACGGGUGUCCGCCGCCGCCGCACCACCACGUCACCGGCCUGCGGACGCCGCACGCCAACGCCGCCGGCAGCCGCCUCACCGCUGCCCCAGCCGGCGGCGGCGCCGCCGCCGCUGCCGCCGGGCGCCGCCGCCGCCGCCGCUGGCCUCCCGCGGCUGAACGGGCUGCUCGUGAUGGCGGCCGACAUACAACACCGCCUGCACGCCACCAUCUCCCUGCAACAGCAACAGCAGCAACAACAGCAGCAGCAACAGCAGCAACAACAACAACAACAACCGUCACCAGCAGGCGCCGCGGCAGCAUCGCCAGACGGCGUGCCGCCGCCGCCGGUGCUGCUGCCGCCGCCGCUGCUCGGCGGCGGCGCCGGCGGCGCCGCCACCACCACCGCCGCCGCCGCCAGCGCGCUGGUGGAGCUGAUGCGGCGGCAGGACACGUCAGCGCUGGCCCGGCACAUGCGGGUGGCGUGGGCGGAGCUGCCGCCGGAGCAGCGGGCCGCAUACGAGCUGCAGGCGGAGCGGUUCAACGCCGCGUCGGCGGUGGCAGCGGCCACGGUGGCGGCGGCGUCGGCGGCGGCAGCCACGGUGGCGGCGGCGGCGAGGGUGGAAGCGGCGGCGGCGGCGGCGGCGGUGGGGCAGGGCGCUGGCAGGCACGAGGCGGCCCGCGGCGUGGCUGAGGGCGGCGGCGGCACGGGUGGUGGUGGUGGCGCACCGGCGGCGAAGCGACGGCGCUCCGAACCGGCAGCGGCCGGAGCAGGCCGCCAGCAACAGCCGCAGCCAUCGCCGCCGCCGCCGCCGCCGCCGCAGCCCCUGCUAUCGGCUCCCCCUCCAUCGUUACUGUCUCCGGUCUUGAUCGAACCGCACCAUGCACACGUCCACGCGCACGGUCCUGGGCCGACUGGCCCAGGCGACAUGCCGCCGCCGCCACCACCGCCGCCUCUGCCGCCACUGCAGCUGUUCCACCCACAGUCAGGGCUGGGUCCGGGGCUGGGGCCGGGGCCGGGGCCGCACAGCAGCCCCCCCGCCGCACAGCCCUACCCGCACGUGUACCCACCGUACCGCCCCGGCAGCACGGCAGCGGCGGCAGGCGCAGCGGAAGGCGCCGCCGCCGCCUCUGCCGCCGCCGCCGCCUCUGCCGCCGGUCCCCAUGACCCAUCGCAGCCGCCGCCGCAGCCGCCGCAGCCGCCGCCGGCGGCCCGCCGCCGCCACACGCUGUCGCACCCCCCUGGUGUCCAGCCGGAGCCCAACACGUACGGCGGCGGCGGCGGCGGCGGCGGGGUUCCGCAGGACUGGCACCUCGGCGCCCUCCGCAGCGGCAGCGACGGCGCUUCGGUUGGCGGCGGCGGCGGCGGCAGCGGUUACCAUCACGUGCUGGCGGCGGCACCUCAACCGCCGCCAACCGCCGGGCCGCCGCAGCCGUACCAACCGCCAACGGCGCCGAUUGACGUGCUGGGCGCCCCGCUGGAGGGCGAGGUCGACGGCGUUUUCAGUUGCGGUUACCUGGCAACCGUCGCCGUACGGGGCUUGACGUACAAGGCGGUACUGUUCAGUCCCGUGCUGCACGGCGGCGGCGGUUACGUGCCGGUGGCGGCGCCAGGCUCGUACCUCCAACCGCCGCCGCCGCCUGUAGGCAGGUCGGGAGGUGUGUUGAUGAGCGGGUUUGCGCCGCCGCCGCAGCCGCCGCAGCCGCCGCCACAGCCGCCACAGCCGCCACAGCCGCCGCAGCCGCCGCAGAUGGCGCCCCCGCCGCUGCUGGCGACGGCGUCUGGCGGCGCCGGCAGCGGCAAUGCGUCAGGCAGCGGUGGCGGCAGUGGCAGCGGCACGGGCGGGCUUGGAGCGGAGGCCGGCGGCGCUGACGGCGGCGGCGGCGGCGGUCCCAACCGAGACCCCCGUAGGGCCUCCGUCUCCUUCCAGAACUACCAACCGGCACAGCAGCAGCCGCCGCCGCCGCCGCCGCAGUACUCGACGGGGAUGCUUCCGCCGCCGGGCGCCGGUGGACGUGGGAGCAGCGGCGGCGGUGCGCCAGAAGCGCUCAGCUACCAGCAGCACAGCCACGACCACCACCAGCACAGCCACCACCAGUUGCCGCCGCCGCUGCCGCGUCCUCACUAUGGUCCGGCAGCCGCCGCCGCCGCAGCGCCGCCGCCACAAUCGCACCCACAACCGCAACCGCUGCAGCUCCAACCAACUCCAGCUCAGCUAUCCGGCGUCGCCACGUGGGCCCAACCUCCCGCUGGCUCCAUGCCGCCGCCGCCGCCGCCGCCACCACCACAAGCACCACCGGCGGCGGCUGCUGCUGCUGCAGCCCAUACAGCCGCCUUCCCACCUUAUGAGCUGCCCUUCAGCAGCCGUGUCACACCACCACCACCACCACCACCACCGUAUGCGCCGCCGCAGCCGCCACCCCUGGCGCCACACCUACACGCUUCGCACCCACCACCGCAGCCGCCCCUGCUGCUGCCGGCACAGCCGUCCUAUCACCGGCUCACGCCGCCGCCGCCGCAGCCACCGCCGCCGCCGCCGCAGCCACCGCCGCCGCCGCCGAUUGCAUUGAAGCUGCAGACGCAGUCCUGCCCCGCGGAUGCGUCAAUGCAUGUGCUGGCGGCGUCAGGGACGCCACCGCCGCAGCCACUUCAGCCGCCGCCGCCGCCGCCGCCGCCCACCAUGCAGCUGCCACAGCCGCCGUUCAUGUCGCCCGCGGCGGUGGCGGCGGCGACACGGCUGCUCUUCUCUGACCCUGCACUCCUGCAGGCGGCGCUGUCAGCAGCGGCGGCGGCAAGCGGCAGCCGACCAUGCGCCGCCGACACCACUGCAGCGCUUGCGGCAGCAUCGGCGGCGACGGCGGCGGCGGCGGCACCCCCACCGCCAUGCACGCACGCCGCGCCGCACCCGCCACUGACGCCGACCAGCAGCAGGCGGCUGGCGCUGCAAGGUAGCGGCAGUGGCGGCGGCGGCGGCGGCGGCGGCGGCAGUGACACUGGCGGCGGUGGCGGCGGUGGCGGUAGCGGCCAGGCGGCGGCAGGCAGUCCCCCGGGCAGCAACGCCGGCGACCCAGUGGAAGCCGCCGCCAGUCCGACGGACGGUGCUGGCAGCGCCGCCAACGCCGGCGGCGGCCCCGGAGGGCUCGCAGCGACGGCGGCAGCUGCCGCGGGCGUCGAGCCCAAUCCGCCACCCUUGCUGCCACCCGUGGUGCUGUCGGGGCCGCCGCCAGCAGUAGCGCUGGCGGCGCCGCCGGCGCAUCGCUCGGCCUUCCACCCAAUGGCCCCAGCCGGCCUGCCGGACUCUGAUGCUACUGCUGCUGCUGCUGCCACGCCGGCCGCUACAGCCGCAGCCACCAUCGCGGCCGUUGCUGCAACUGCUGCCGCCGCUGCCGCGGCGACCGCGCCCCCCGCUGCUGGCCUGCCGGCAUCAGGGUCUGGCGGCGGCACUGCCGCUGCCGCCACCAGCUCUCCGACAACAAGCCACUCGGUGGUCACUUCGCUGCUUGUGCCGCCGCCGCUGCCGCUGGUGCUGCCGCAGCUGCCGCAGUCUCGUCUGCCGGAGGCGGCUGGCGGCAGGGGCGGCACGGAUGCAGCUCCCGCCGCCGCCGCCGGAGUUAGCAGCGCGGCCGGCGGCGGUGCCACGGAUGCGCAGACGACGGCGGCGAUCGCGGCCGCGCUGCAGGAGAGCCCGCACCCUAGCGCGUGGUGAGCAGCAGUGGCCGUUGCGACGCUUCUUGUGCGGCCGUGACUGCCGCGCACCGCCAAUGUCAAAGUGGUGUUUGCGCAGCCAGGACAUUUUGUGUGCGUGGCGUUUGCGUUCCGUCCAACAACCAAGGGAAGAGCGGUUGCGUGUUCUCUGUAGAGCUGCAGCCUCUGCCGUGAGCUUACUUACUGCCACACCUGCAGGACGAGUGCACCUAGCUAGAAGCAGGCAACCCUCGGCAAUGUACGAUAUACGGCAUGUAGACAGGACUGAAAUGAAGAUCGCACGAAAAUGAUGUCGGUGGAGAGGGCGCCGCCCUGGCAAGCGCCAUUGAGAGACGCAUGAUGAGAAGGACUGCUCGGAAGCCAAAGACGACCCAGAACGCGCGGGCAGAAGCGCAUGCAAGCUAGCACAUAUGUGUUCUUUCGUGAUCUAGCACCUGCAGCGAAGACUAUGAUGCCACUACUGCCUUUACAGUCGUCGUCAUUCGUACGUUACGUAACUGCCAACUGCAGCCAGCUGCCUUUCGCAAGUCGAGUGGAAAGUUGGCGAGUGAGGAGGACGUGUGGGCGCUUGCCUGGGGUCCUUGCGCCGGAUGUAUGGAUCGAAGCCUCGGGAGAUUGCGUUUGUGGAUGGAUGGACACGUGGUGGUGUGGAAGAGUGCGUGUGGAACAGGGUGUGGAACAGGGUGUGGAUGUAUCAUGAGGUGCUCGAGGCGGUUUUGAGGAUGUUGGCUGGAGGGGCACGCGCGGAGGCGGCCCGGCGGCGCCGUCUCAACCUACUGUCUGCAUGGAGGCUGUGCUGCUUGUCUGGGUGGGGUCGUCACGGCGCCCGUGACAUGUGGGGGCGCACCCUGCGGGCUAUACGAGGCGGUGAGGCCGUGAGGCCGGGAGGGGAGCAGGCGGCGGCGGCGGCGGAGCGAUAGAGGCUGUAGGAGCACCGCGCCGCCGCUCGGGGUGCAGUCGUGGACGGGCGCGGCGGGACUGGUGCGUGCGUGGCGCAUGCAUGUGUGGUCGGUCUGGCAGGAGCAGGGGGGCGGCAGAUGGCAGAUGAGGGGUGGGUAGGGGGGCAGCAGGCGUUUGUCUGGGCCUUGGUGGUGGCGGACUGCUGCUACUGCUGAUGUGGCUGCUACUGCUGUGCAGCUGUGCAGCUGUGAGUUGAUGACUUGCUGAGAGGAGCGAGAGGCGUUCUGUGCA